UCCGGAUAUGUUUUGAACUCUCAAGCGCAGACAGGGUCUACCAAGACUAUCAGCUGUGCAUUGGCUUCGUUCCACACCAUGCGAACGUUCGAGACUCCGCGGUCCGCUGUAUCGGCUGUCGGUAAGACGGGAUAUAAUCUUUUCCGUCUUCUACUCAGACUAGAUACCUAUAUAUACCAUGUCCCUUCCCAAAGCAUAUCUUACUUGAUAGCCACCAUCUCACCAAGAUUAUCCAACAUGAGAGUUCCCAUUACUUCCUUUACCCUUGCAUGGCUCGUUGCUUCCGUGGCAGCCUCCCCUGUCGUUGACAUUUCUGCUGCUGCCGAAGAAGCCUCUCCCCUCGAGAAGAGAGAGUGCUCGAAAGCCGGCAUCUGCGGGGGUGCGAUCCCUCCUGGCACUCAGCCAGUCUAUUGUUGUAUUGGCUAUUCUUGCCAGUUUUGGGGACGUCCUGUUGGAGUUUGUGCAAAGAGGUAG
This is a messenger RNA of Clonostachys rhizophaga, 474 nucleotides long. The record is from the annotation of a GenBank genome assembly. Lineage: Eukaryota; Fungi; Ascomycota; Sordariomycetes; Hypocreales; Bionectriaceae.